AUGAGGAGGGUCGGCAGCCUCUUCACUGGCUGUGUGCUGGUGCUUGCAGUGACUGAGGCCAAGCGUUUCUCCCAGCCAGGGCGGCGAGUGUGCUCAGCAGCAGUGGAAAGCCGCACUGUGUCUUUCCUGGUGUCCCAUGCGCAUCCCGUCUAUCAGCCCUACCUCACCGUGUGCCAGGAACAGAGGCUUUGCAGUACAUACAGCACCACCUACAGGGUCUCCCACCGUCAGGCAUAUCGGAUGGUUUCUCAGCUGGCACCCAGGUGCUGUCCUGGAUGGAGACGGGAGAGUGGCCACGCCUGGCUUGGAUGCAACACAGCCAUCUGCCAGCCGCCUUGCCAGAACGGAGGGAAGUGUUCAUUCCCUAACAAAUGUACCUGCCCUGCAGGGUGGACUGGAAGGUGCUGCCAGACAGAUGUGGAUGAGUGUGCUGGAGGAAGACACAGCUGCAGCCAGGCCUGCCUCAACGUGGCUGGGAGUUACAGCUGCAGCUGCCAGCAAGGACACAAGCUCCAGGCUGAUGGGAAAACAUGCCAGGCUCCAGCAGCACCCACUCAUGUCCCUCGCACUGCUCGUCCGGCUGGAGCCAGUGACCUGACUGUGCAGGAGGACGUGAAGGAGCUGAGAACCAGAGUGCUGGCGUUGGAGGAAGUACCUGCCAGCCUGAACCCGGGGGCCAGAGAAGCAGGAAGAGGAACCCCCGCUUCUAACCUGGUCACCUCUCCUCUCUUUCCCCAUGUUUAG
Euleptes europaea (tarantolino) is the source of this 744-nucleotide messenger RNA. RefSeq names its product EGF like domain multiple 7 (gene EGFL7). The transcript has 7 exons. Gene Ontology annotation, cellular component: extracellular region; cell surface. Gene Ontology annotation, molecular function: signaling receptor binding; calcium ion binding. The record is from RefSeq and is a predicted model, not a curated record. Bases 1 to 744 code for a protein of 247 amino acids. Gene Ontology annotation, biological process: anatomical structure development. NCBI's taxonomy places the organism in Eukaryota, Metazoa, Chordata, Lepidosauria, Squamata, Sphaerodactylidae.